Messenger RNA from Pseudocercospora fijiensis CIRAD86, 1744 nucleotides. RefSeq lists its product as uncharacterized. The coding region runs from base 85 to 1560 and encodes 491 amino acids. The record is from RefSeq and is a predicted model, not a curated record. The transcript is spliced from 2 exons. NCBI's taxonomy places the organism in Eukaryota, Fungi, Ascomycota, Dothideomycetes, Mycosphaerellales, Mycosphaerellaceae.
CUAUUUCUUACUUGAACAGCACAUGGCUCUGCUUGGCAUUGACAUACAGAUAGAGCUGCGGAAACAUUGACGGAGAUAAGUGCGAUGUUCAAGCUGCGCAAAGAACGGCCACCAGGACCCUCACGUACAGAUUCUCUCGCGGCACUCAGCGACUCGGACACGAAUGUGCCGGAACCAAAGAUGCAGAGGAGAACACUUAGCCAGAUCUUUGGGAGAAAGAAGAAUAAGGAUGGUCAGGAAGAGAUGAUCGUGGCGCCUGCAGGAGGCACAGAUACAAUCGCGGGCGGGAACACAUUGGGUGUGCCUCCGCUGCAGCAAGACUCUGCAUAUGCCAGCAGCGAGCCAGAUGGUACCCCCAGUGGUUCCAGACAUGGCAACUCGAUCGAGACGAAUCCCAUCUCGCCAGCGGAGACCAACAUGAAUCCCCUCAUUGUUCCAGUCGAGAAUGAUGGAAAUGUCCCUGGUGUAGCUCGGGAGCGAAAUCUGGCUGUGAACAAGUUGACGGGCGAUAUUCACGACGAGGAUACUGGCGAGGUUGUGUCAACAGUCACCACGACGACGACAACCACAACUACCACCACGACCAUCAGUGGUAGGGAUGGUAAGACGAGAAAGGUGGACGUUCAGACGACGCCAGGGAGUGUGACGGUCGCACAACCUUCGAAUGUAGCGACCGACCGGAACAGAGAUGCAGAUCGUCGUAGUGUGAUCUCGGAGAUGCCAGCAGACUCGGUGCCUCAGACGACCGCUCAAGAUGCUCCUCCUGUGCCGGCAAUUCCAUCGAAUGCAGUGUCCACGCCUGCUCCAUCGACUACGCCUGUGCCGAUGGGGGACGGGCCAGACACGGCUCAUAGCGUUCCACUGGUGCCAGGCAGAAAUCCGAGUCGCAUGUCGCCAGUAAGAGGGUCGUUCGGAGCAAGGCCAGAAAGUGUCGAUCCAGUGCCUUCAAGUCCCGUGGUCGGAUCUGGCUUUGGAGCAAACUUCGCUGGAACCCCUUCGCAGAUUACUGGUGCUACUCCAGUCGUUGUACCGGCUGAUGGCCCUGUUCCAGGUGCGCUCCCAGUCCCAGGUGCGCUCCCAGUUCCACCAUCUCCAGAGCCUACCCCGAUAGAGCCGGCAUACAGACCAAUCACGCCGGCCCGAGAACACCGCCCUCUGACGGAAUCCGUAAUAUCAGAAGAAGAUUCAGUGACCUCGAGCACGCCUGGCAUGGCACCCGGAUCAACAACAAAUAUAGCAAUCCCACCCGCCCCAGCCCCAUCCACCGCACCCCCAGCAAACACCGCCCCAAAAAGUACCUUCAGCAGCCUCAAAGCCGCAGCAAAAGGUCUCCACGGCGUCGGCGAAACCCUCCGCGGAACUCUCAACAACGAAAUCGACACCCGCUUCUCUCGCAGCAAUCCGGAAAAGGCUGCGGCUAUCAAUGCGAAAAACCAGGCAGUUCUGGAUCGUGGACAACAGGAGACUGCUGGAUUGCAACCUUUUGUUGAACAGAGGCAGAGUCGGAGUCGGAGUAUUCAGAGGAAACCAGUGGGGGGGGAUGGGGAGGGUGGUGGAUAGGAGGGGACGGUUUGUUGGUGAUGUUGAGGAUAGGGCCUGUGGGGGUAGUGGGGAGGUUGUUGGAUAGGAUGAUGAGAAUGAAGGGUUGGGAUGUACAUAGCUUCGGUCGUUUUUUUGAAAGGAAUGGGAAAAGUUCCUUUUGUAUCUACCUAUCUAUCCAACGAAAUUGUAUAUUUCCUCCUCG